AGGCGACCAAUCAGAGACAACUGAAGCCAGACACCGCCAAGAUCAGAUUGUGAGUCGCGCUGCCGUAGCAAGGCUAGCCGAGAGUGAUAGAAGAAGCUCACGACGCUUGCUAACUUGUGGAGUGCACCGGAUUUAGACCUCCUCUUCCUCCGCUCUCAAAUGCCAACAACAACGGCAGCCGUCGAAGAAGCAGCCCUAGUACACUCGGUCUUAAUAGUGAAACAGAAGAAGAAAUCCCUUUCCAACUGAAGCUCAACUUCCCCGGUCCUUUGGGAUCAUGGCUAAAGAUGCUGGUCUAAUGGAAACAAAUGGAGAGUUGAAGGUUUUCAUUGAUCAGAAUCUGAGCCCCAGCAAAGGUGUCCUGUCUUUGGUUGCUGUCCAACCCGCCACCGCCCCUGUGGCCAAACAGCUUCUGCCCAAAACGCUUGGGCCGUCCAAUGUGAAUAUUGCUGCACACAUGCAACAUUUGCCACACAUGGUAAUUGGAACACCCCAGAGGCCAACGGUAUCCAACACUAUACUGGUAAACAGUCCACACACGCCCAAUUCCCAGUUCCUGACUCAGACUCAACCUUCUGAUGCCUCUCCUUGGUCAUCAGGGAAGCGUGGUAAGAAAGGUGAGAAGAAUGGGAAGGGCUUGAGGCAUUUCUCCAUGAAAGUGUGCGAGAAGGUGCAGAAGAAGGGAGUCACCACCUACAACGAGGUGGCAGAUGAGCUGGUGGCAGAAUUCAGCUCGGGUGACAACCUCAUGUCACCCAACGACUCGCAUGUAUAUGACCAGAAGAACAUCCGGCGGCGUGUGUACGACGCCCUGAACGUCCUCAUGGCCAUGAACAUCAUCUCCAAAGAGAAGAAAGAGAUCAAGUGGAUCGGCCUGCCCACCAACUCAGCGCAAGAGUGCCAAAACCUCGAGGUGGAGCGACAGAGGCGGCUGGAAAGGAUCAAACAGAAACAGUCGCAGCUUCAGGAGCUCAUACUACAGCAAAUAGCCUUCAAGAACCUGGUUCAGAGAAACAGGCAGAGUGAGCAGCAGGCAAACAGACCUCCGCCGCCCAACUCCAUCAUACACCUUCCCUUCAUCAUCGUCAACACCAGCAAGAAAACAGUCAUUGACUGCAGCAUCUCCAAUGACAAGUUUGAGUACUUGUUCAACUUCGACAGCAUGUUUGAGAUCCACGAUGACAUUGAGGUGCUGAAGCGUAUGGGCAUGGCUUGUGGUUUGGAGGUGGGCAAGUGUUCUCCGGAGGAUUUGAAAGUCGCACGCAGCCUGGUGCCCAAAGCUUUGGAGCCCUACGUGAUCGAGAUGGCAAAGGGCCCCAUCAGUAGCGUUUACAUCACUGGAGGGUCCUCGGCUAAUGGAGCCCGUUACACAGCCAGCGACGGCUGCCCCGAUGGCACCAUGGCAUCCAGCUCGAACGACUCUCACUACAGCGGCUCUCGCGUGGAGACGCCGGUGUCUUACAUGGGCGACGACGACGACGAGGAUGAGUACGACGAGAAUGAUGACGAAGACUAACCUGUGUACACCUUGCCACUCCAAUAAGCACAGUGUCUCAAAAGCGCCAACAUGGGAACGUAGAACUGCCGUCGCGCCCCCACCCCCCCUUUCCCCCACUUACACACAAACACAUGUCAUGCACCCUCCACUUGUCUUUGCUCUUCCCCCUUUCUCUCCCACGCCUGUUUUUCUGUUUGGCUUUCUCAGGGCUCUACAUGAGUAUUGAAAGAAUGAGGGGAGACGUGCGUGAGGUGCCCCCUUUUGCCUCUUGAAUCGUUCGUACAUGCACCGCAGUUCUCGGGCAGGGUUUUGUCGCGGGAACUGUAGCGUGCGACCUAACCUAAAAGCUGAAGUCUUUGCGUAUUUAGCUCAUUGUUCUCUAAGCCAUCCCAUGAGAAACAAAAACAGACUGCUUUUGGAGAACGACAAAAAAAAAAAAAUGUUUGUGUCGCUACGCCACUGUUCUCUAUGGCAGCACGAUCUUUAAUGUUCACCGAUGGUCAAAGUAUUUGUUCAAAGAGGCCGCCAUGAAUUCACAAUGGCCAGAUAAAAUUGGCAUCCUGUGAUGGGGCUCCAUCAUGCGUGUUGUUUUUGUUUUUAUUUUGGUCUGGUGCAGAGGUUCAAAUGGUUCUUCCGUUUCUCACUCAAUUGAGGUGGCUUCCUUCUGUUUUGUAGGCAGCUGCUUGCAUUACCUUAUUUGCUAGUUUGAUUUUUUAUUUUUUUUUUUUUUAAUUGUUUUGCAUUCCGCAGUUAAGGAAUUCUCAUGAGCGGCCUGUGUAACACCUUGGUCGUGUUUACAAAAUAAUGGCACCAGCAAGGUAAUGUUUUCCUAACCCAGGUUCCUGAUAGGUAAAUAAGCUUUGUUAAUGACAUGUAUGAACCCCGUUGAUUGUAGCUCAUAGUAUCCCUUAGAGGCCAGUGAUAUCGAUACUAGACCAUCAGACGGUAUCCAUGUAAUUAAUGUGUGGUUGUACAGGUCUUUGUAUGCUCCCAUCAAAGAUCUCCUUUUCAAAACUGAGCAACACAUGUACUGACUUCUUCCAAAUACCCCUUUUCUGUAUUCUAAUAUAAGUUUUCAAAUUAAAUAUAGAUUGUUUUAAA
Messenger RNA from Hippocampus comes (tiger tail seahorse), 2599 nucleotides. RefSeq names its product transcription factor Dp-1, a (gene tfdp1a). The record is from RefSeq and is a predicted model, not a curated record. Gene Ontology annotation, molecular function: RNA polymerase II transcription regulatory region sequence-specific DNA binding; DNA-binding transcription factor activity, RNA polymerase II-specific. Gene Ontology annotation, cellular component: nucleus; transcription regulator complex. Lineage: Eukaryota; Metazoa; Chordata; Actinopteri; Syngnathiformes; Syngnathidae. Gene Ontology annotation, biological process: regulation of cell cycle; regulation of transcription by RNA polymerase II. The transcript has 13 exons. Bases 278 to 1516 code for a protein of 412 amino acids.